GCGCCGCCGCCGCGCCGCCACUCGGCGCCCGACGCGCUGCCGGCGCCGUUGUACGUGCGGUCGGCGCCGGCGUCGCCCCUGCACCGGCCGCUGCUCACGCUGGAGGAGGAGCCGGCGUCGCCGCCCCCGACCUCCUCCUCCGACGCCGACGCCGACGCCGACCCCUCGUCGCCGCCCCCGCCGCCCUUCUCGCCGCCGCCGGCCUUCGACCAGACCGCCCACGCGCUCCUGCCGCAGCACCUGCCGCCCCUGCAGUUCUCCCCGUCCCUCGGCCCCUCGCCCACGCCCUCGCUCUCGCUCUCGCCCGCGCCCACGCCCGCGCCCGCGCCCGACGCGGGGGCCACGCAUCAGCGGCAAAAACUGCAGCACAUCUGCACUCUUGGCAAAAAAUACGUGAGUUUGCUCAGGUGCUUGUCAACGGCGGCUCAUCAAUCCUUCCUUUUGCGGAAGAAUCCUGAAGGAGCUGCCGAUCCAGCAAAAGCCGGCAUUGAUCACAAACGAGCAAAGCAAAAGGUUAUCGCGUACAAAAAUGGUCAUUGAAUGUUCUUGGAAAACGAGGGCAUUUUUGACAUGAGUGAAUUGAUGUUCUCACUGAGAAUGAAAAGUUGGCGCUGGAUAAUAAAGUUUGGUAUUAGAAGAAGGCGCUUGGAGGUCGUGAUUGAAAAUCCCCAAGCGAAAUGUCUGCCAAAGAUGAUUCAAAAUGAAGUACCAAUUUCGAAAUCGAGUUGGACUAAACACAAACGUAAUUAGAAAAAAGAAGAAAUUUAGUGAAAUGUAUUAUUUCCCCUUUCUUUGUUAAAUAUUAUGAAUGUUUACUUAGAAAUACGUACAUCUAAACGUUGGUACUUAAUUCAACGAAACUAAUUGUCAUUAUUUUCAUCGUGUACUAUUUAGGGACAAAUAAUUAAUUUCUUUUAUUUCUAAUAAUGCGAUCAGUGAUGAUAAACAUUUGGAAUUACUCGUCAAGAGAACCAUAAGUGCCGAUAUAUCGCGUUAUAAAAACAUCUGACAAUUUCAUGCCUUAUCCAAAUUCUAAUUUCUCAUUAUUUUCACGCGUCUACUCGCAAAUUGUGAUAUUAGUUUUAGACUGUACGUGAAUGGAAAGUUAAGUUUUAAUGAUGUGCAUCAUCUUUUGUUUCGUUCGUGAACAUUUCGAGUUUUCAAAAAGCAGCCGAAGCAAACAAAAGUUCGUCUUCGUAAUAAAAUGUAAGUUGAAAAGGGAAACGGGUUCCUUCAAAGCCGUGUGUACCUUUUGAAAGUUAAGAAGUUCAUUAUUAAUAAAGUCGAGAUAACUAAAAGACGGUGAUUUAACGUAUUUCGAAAAGAAACGAAUGUACAGUAAACAAUCGACACGCGACGUAUAGAAUAGCAUUUAUUAAAAUUAAGUAAUAGAACUUAUCUCUCAAAAUAUCCAGGGCUGAAAAAGUGUCCGAUGAGUCGUCAUACUUCAUGCUGGAAAUCAUACAUUUCGAUUUCAAAAAUCGCAUUCACAUUUGUGCAUUAAACGAUUGCAGUGCCUAUUAAUAUAUUAGAAAAGACCACAUGUAAGUGAGGGAGGAAACUUCGAAAGUUUUUUUCUAUAUUUUGUUACAAAAUUCCGGGUAUUGUGAUCUACUUUACUACAGAAGCUUUCUAAUAAUGCGUUCACUGUUUUUUAAAAGACAAAAAUUGGGAAAUAUUGUUGCUAAAUUUAACUAUUAAACAGGAAUAAGGUUGAUAAUUGUAGUAGGAAAAUCAAUUAAAUCACUGGAAAGUAUUAGUUUUUAUGGCGCGCCGUUGUAUUUUCAAUGUAAAGGUAACACAAGCAGCGUCACUGCGUCGCUUUGCUUUCAAAUCAAUUUUUGACUGCUCAGACGAAAGAAGUAAGCAUGGAUGGUAUUCAGUUGUGUACACUCAGGAAGCACUAUUGUUUCUCAUCCAUGCAACAAAAUAAUGAAGUCGUAUGAGCAUUAAGUGUAGAAUCUCUCUUUAAAAAGUGCCUCAUUAUCUUUUCCUCGCUUACUUGUGAUUGGCAUUAAUGGUAUUAUCUUCAAUUUUCUGAUCGUGUAUUUUAUGACUACUGUUGUCAAUUUUUCAAUAUAAAAUCCUUUCUGUGUUCCAGUUGAAGAUUUCGGGAGAUCAUUGCCA
Gryllus bimaculatus (two-spotted cricket) is the source of this 2127-nucleotide messenger RNA. The record is from the annotation of a GenBank genome assembly. Lineage: Eukaryota; Metazoa; Arthropoda; Insecta; Orthoptera; Gryllidae.